UCUAGAUAGAAAGUAAAAUAAUUAUAGAGAGUAUGAAGUUGAACUUUCAAUAAACUAUACUUCGAACUUCCGCUGCUGGAAGCAGUCCGUGGAACGUUGUGUAUGUGGUGGUUUGUAUACUUGCGCAGUGGAAAGUGGUAUGUUGUACAGAAAAUCAUUUCAUUUGGUGUAAAGCAAGACGAUAUCUACUUUGAAAAUGGCUCGGUACGGCCAACGACCCGAAAAUGCUCUGAAAAGGGCAAAUGAAUUUAUUGAGGUUGGCAAGCCUGCCCGUGCUCUGGAUACACUGUACGAAGUGUUUCGCAACAAGAAAUGGGCCUACAGCUGGAGCGAGAGUGUGCUGGAACCAAUCAUGUUCAAGUACCUGGACCUGUGUGUGGAGCUGAAGAAGUCACACAUAGCCAAGGAGGGGCUGUUCCAGUACCGCAACAUGUUCCAGUCGGUGAAUGUCUCUUCACUGGAGAACGUGAUACGUGGAUAUUUAAGAACAGCUGAAGAGAGAACAGAGUCUGCACGUGAACAGUCCCAGCAAGCUGUGAUUGAUAUUGAUGACCUUGACAUGCUGGCCACCCCUGAAAGCAUUCUUCUGAGUGCUGUGAGUGGAGAGGAUGCUCAGGACCGCAGUGACCGCACUAUUCUCACCCCAUGGGUCAAGUUCCUCUGGGAAUCUUACUGCCAGUGUCUGGAGCUUCUGCGCACCAAUGCACACGUUGAGACCCUCUAUCAUGACAUAGCUCGAAUGGCAUUUUCCUUCUGUCUGAAGUACAACCGCAAGACUGAGUUCCGAAAACUGUGUGACAAACUGCGCAAGCAUCUGGAGGAUAUCAGCAAACUUCCUGCGCAGACUGCGAAUGUGAGCAUCCACAAGCCUGAGACACAGCAACUCAAUCUUGAUACACGACUUGUGCAGCUGGACUCUGCCAUUCAGAUGGAGCUAUGGCAGGAGGCGUACAAAGCCAUCGAGGACAUUCAUGGGCUGAUGAACCUUUCGAAGAAGCUUCCAGUUCCGAAGACCAUGGCAAACUACUACCAGAAGCUAGCCAUGGUGUUCUGGAAAGCUGGAAACUACCUGUUCCACGCUGCUGCUCUCUUCAAGUUGUUUCAGCUCUCAAAGGAGAUGAAGAAGAACAUCACGCCUGAGGAGCUGCAGAGGAUGGCCUGUCGGGUGCUGCUGGCCACUCUGUCCAUCCCACUUCCAUCUGCUCACCCGGAAUUUGACCGAUUCAUUGAGACAGAUAAGAGUCCCUUGGAGAAGGCUCAGCGCUUGGCCAUUCUGCUUGGACUGUCACAGCCUCCGACCAGAGCAUCUCUUCUGAAAGACAUUGUGCGAGUGAAUGUGGUUUCGUUAGCAUCGCCUCGUCUGCAGGAGCUGUAUGGAUGGCUGGAGGUGGACUUCCACCCACUACAGCUAUGUUCACGUGUGCACACCGUCGUCGAAGAACUGUGUGCAGAUGAGGGCUCGCCCCUUCAACAGUAUGUGCCUGCACUUCAGGAUGUCACACUUGUACGGCUCAUCAGACAGGUCUCUCAGGUCUACCAGACAAUUGAGAUUACACGCCUGCUGGAACUUGCACGCUUUGCAUCUGCAUUCCAUCUGGAACGCCUGCUGGUUGACUGUGUGCGCCACAAUGAUAUGCAGAUCCGUAUUGACCAUGGGGCCAGGUGCAUCCAUUUUGGCAUGGAUCUGUCAGAGUCACAACGGGAGGACAGGCCAGAGGGCCCAACCCUACAGAGCAUGCCCAGUGAGCAGGUCCGCAACCAGCUGGUCAAUAUGGCCACUGUGCUGCAUCGUGCCAUGGCCACGAUCAAUCCACACAAGAAGAAGCUCGAGCGGGAGAAGUUACGUGCACAAAUGGUAAUGCAUUACCAGGAGACCAAGUCUCAGGAGCAUCAGUGCAUUUUGGCACGUCACAAGAUCAUCGAGGACCGGAAGGAGUACCUGGAGAGGUUGAAUACUGUGCGGGAAGAGGAGGAAGCCCGGAGACAGGAGGAGCAGGCUCGUCAACAGAUGUUGCAAGAACAGAAGCGCCUGGAGCUGGAACGGGAAGAACGGGAACGCAAGCGUCAGGAGAAUGAGAUCCAGCAAAUAAAGGAUCGACACCUCAAGGAGAAGAUGCAGCAGAUUUCUCAGACAUCACAUGGGCAGAAGAUUCUGAAAAAGUUGAAUGAGGAUGAUAUCAAGGAUCCUGAACAAAUAGCUGCUCGGGAAGCAGAGGAGUUGCAGAAAGAACGGCGCGAGUUGUUACAGAAACUAAAGUCACAGGAGAAAAAGGUGGAUUAUUUUGAACGGGCGAAGCGCCUGGAGGAAAUACCACUUUUGGAACAGGCAUUUGAGGAAAAACAGAUCCAGGACCGCAAAUUUUGGGAACAGCUUGAAGCUGAACGCAUCCAGGAGGCAGUGGCUGAGCGAGAAGUGGCCGUCCAGCAUCGUGAGCGCUUGGCCCGUAUGAAGGCAGACAAGGAUGUGUUUCUGGAGAAGCUGAAGGCAGAGCGCAAGACACUGUAUCUGGAUAAGCUGAAGGAUUUUGAGAAGGUGCUGGAGGAGGAGCGCAGGAAGCGUCUGGCAGAGAGGAAAGUGCAUCGCAAGGAGGAGAGGAGAGCCAAGUGGCUGAAGGAACGAGAGGAGGAAGAAGAGAGGAAGCGGGAAGAGGAAAAGAGGUUACAGGAAGAGGAGGCUCGGAGGAAACAGGAAGAGGAGGAGCAGAAAAAGAAAAUUCGCAAAGAGAUGGAGGCUGAGGAGUACAGGAAGCAGAAAGAAGUGCUGGAUCGUCAGGCAGAGCAGGCUCGUAAGCGCGAACGGGAGGCAGAGGAGAAGAGAAUGGAGGAGAAGAGGUUAGAGCAAGAACGAGUAGCAGCCAGCAGCAGCUGGCGGCGCAACCCCAUGGGGGCAGUGCCACUUCCUCCCUCACAGCUUCGAUCUGAACGUGAUGUGGACCGUGAUGUGAUGGAUGGUCCGCGCAGGGAUCGAGAUGGAGACUGGCGCAGUAAGAAUUCGGCACCAUCAUCAGCCCCUGCCGUGGCGCGGGAUGAAGCACCUCCACGCUCCAAAGCAGAGGUUUGGAGACCUAAUGUUCGUUUGCGUGAGUCUGACAGCAAGUCGACAGAUGCCUGGAGAAGGGGCCCUGAUGCUGACCAUGACUCCAAGGACAGGAGCACUUUUGAGAGGGACCGUGACAUGAGAGACUUCAGAGACAGUAGGGACAUACGAGAUACAAGGGAUAACAGGGAUGUGCGAGAUGGCAAAGAAAUGCGAGACUCCAGGGACCGGGGAGGUUAUGACAGAGAUGGCAAGGAUCGAGGCUAUGACAGGGACAGAGGUUUUGACCGCUUUGAAAAGGACAGGGACAGAGGCGGCCACGACAGAGACCGGGGAUUUGACCGUGAGCGAGAUAGAGGUUCUGGCAAUGCUGGAAGCAGCUGGAGGAACAAACUCCCCGAGCCGGAGCCAGAUGAUGAUCGUCGGGGCAUGAGGAGAGAUGACAGGAGGCCUUUGCCCCCAGUGAACCGUAAAGAAGACCGUGGGACCACAAGUUCAGACUGGCGCAGGGAGCCAUCUGAAAAGCGAUCUGCUGAUUCAUCAGGCCUGCGCCGAGGUCCUGGAGAUGACCGCAGGCGAAUGGAUGACCGCGGUCGAGGGGAACGAAACACGGGUCCCCGAGAUGAUCCUUCAGCUAGAGAAAAUAGACCUCGUGCAUCAGAGCAGCCUGCACUGGAGGAUGGCGUUGAUGACGGCCACUGGCAGAAAGUGAACCGUCGCUAGUGAUUAUUAUUAUAUAGCUGAUUGUUCAUGUUGUGUGCAGUGGUGGAGGAGUCUGUAACUGCACACCUCAUUUUGUUUGGGAAUAAAGUUGCAUGUUAAUCUUUCUCCA
Messenger RNA from Cryptotermes secundus, 3869 nucleotides. RefSeq names its product eukaryotic translation initiation factor 3 subunit A (gene eIF3a). Gene Ontology annotation, biological process: translation reinitiation; formation of cytoplasmic translation initiation complex. Gene Ontology annotation, cellular component: eukaryotic translation initiation factor 3 complex, eIF3m; multi-eIF complex; eukaryotic translation initiation factor 3 complex, eIF3e. The transcript is spliced from 19 exons. The record is from RefSeq and is a predicted model, not a curated record. The coding region runs from base 197 to 3760 and encodes 1187 amino acids. Gene Ontology annotation, molecular function: mRNA binding; translation initiation factor activity. Lineage: Eukaryota; Metazoa; Arthropoda; Insecta; Blattodea; Kalotermitidae.